CAAUCCCAUCUGACAAACCACAUCAGCUCUCUGAUUUACCACUGAGAAGGAUGGCAAAGCUGGCUAUGUGCGUCUCUGCUGUGCUGCUGCUGCUGUUAGCGCUCCGUGCGACUGCGUACCGCGGACCUUGCUGCACAAAAAAUUUUGACAAUCCAAUUGCAUUAAUACGUCUGAAGAGUUUCACAGUUCAAAACAACACAGAGAUCUGCAACAUCAAGUCAAUAAUUUUCUUCACUGUGAAAGACAAACUUGUCUGUACCAAUCCUGAGUUGCCUUGGGUCAUCAGGGCCAUGAAGUAUCUGAAAAAGAAACAACAAAAAGAAUCAGUGGAGGGUCCUCUGGGAAGUUCAGCUUAAAAGAUAUCAAUCUUGUUACUCAGAGUAUUUUUUGUUUGAAUUACAUUCAUAUAAUUAUAUAUUUGUUUUCACUUUUGUACUCAUUUAUAUUCAAUAAAGUUUACAUUUUGCUAAA
This is a messenger RNA of Poeciliopsis prolifica (blackstripe livebearer), 471 nucleotides long. RefSeq names its product chemokine (C-C motif) ligand 20a, duplicate 4 (gene ccl20a.4). Gene Ontology annotation, biological process: inflammatory response; G protein-coupled receptor signaling pathway; cellular response to tumor necrosis factor. Gene Ontology annotation, cellular component: extracellular region. The transcript is spliced from 4 exons. Gene Ontology annotation, molecular function: CCR chemokine receptor binding; chemokine activity. The coding region runs from base 51 to 356 and encodes 101 amino acids. NCBI's taxonomy places the organism in Eukaryota, Metazoa, Chordata, Actinopteri, Cyprinodontiformes, Poeciliidae. The record is from RefSeq and is a predicted model, not a curated record.